AUGGCGGGAAAUGAGGAGGCUUUGUUUGGGUUUAUGAGAGAUUUGGGUGGGCAGUGGUGUAGUAGGAGAAGGAAGAGGAGGAUUGUUAAUGCUAGUAUUUUAGGAGACUCGUUGCCAGUGGGGUGGAAGCUUUUGUUGGGGUUAAAGAGGAGGGAAGGUCGCGCCUCGGUUUAUUUCCAACUUUCUGCGUACUUGCAAUCCUACUUUGGUGGACUCCAUGAUGCACAUCUGACGUUGGAUAAAGAUGGUGACAUUGCUCAGCAGGUCCAUCAAAUGGUUUCUGAAAAUGGAGGUAUCGUCCAGAAAGAGGAUGAUCGAAGGCGGUCUGAUGAACAUGAGAAGGAAGUCAACUUGCUGGGUAUUGAUAACCUGGCGGAAGUUCAAAUACAUGAUCUUUUUGAAUGCCAUAAAUGCAAUAUGACAUUUGAUGAGAAGGAUGCAUAUUUACAGCACCUUCUGUCAUUUCAUCAGAGGACUACAAGGAGGUAUAGACUUGGUUCUUCUGUUGGGGAUGGUGUGAUACUUAGAGAUGGAAAAUUUGAAUGUCAAUUCUGUCAUAAGGUAUUUCAUGAACAUCGUCAGUACAACGGUCAUGUUGGGAUACAUGUCAGGAAUUAUGUGAGAGGAAUUGAAGAUUCACCUGGUUUACUGACUCUUCCAAGGAGAACUGAGGUUGCAACUAGGCAAGAGUCGGCCCCAAGGAUCUCUAAGAUGGAUGCUUUAAUUGAAAUUGAGCAGAAUUCUAUUCUUGAAACUACUACUACUGUGCCUAGAUACGAACUCAAUGAUGGAUUAAGUCCUGAUAAAUUGAAUGCAGCUUCUAAUCCAGAAAUUCCUGCUUCUACUUCCGAUCAUGAAAUGAAUUCUGAUUCUCCUUUAAGUGAAUCUGGAACAGAGGAUGACAUGACUUAUAGAUCUGGAAGACUGAUGAAGCUAGCAAUGCUGUGA
Molecule: messenger RNA, 948 nt
Organism: Theobroma cacao (cacao)
Lineage: Eukaryota; Viridiplantae; Streptophyta; Magnoliopsida; Malvales; Malvaceae
Source: RefSeq, a predicted model, not a curated record